Messenger RNA from Talpa occidentalis (Iberian mole), 5887 nucleotides. It is a transcript of the gene TGFBRAP1, whose product is annotated as transforming growth factor beta receptor associated protein 1. The coding region runs from base 633 to 3212 and encodes 859 amino acids. Gene Ontology annotation, cellular component: membrane; cytoplasm. The record is from RefSeq and is a predicted model, not a curated record. The transcript is spliced from 14 exons. NCBI's taxonomy places the organism in Eukaryota, Metazoa, Chordata, Mammalia, Eulipotyphla, Talpidae. Gene Ontology annotation, biological process: endosomal vesicle fusion; intracellular protein transport; vesicle-mediated transport.
UCGUCGCUCUGGACGCGCCGCGCGUCCUAGUGUGUCUCUCGCGAUGAGUCCGGGGCUGGCGGUCCGGGGAGAAAGCUCCCCGGAGCCAAAAGAAUGAAGGGGAUGUCGGCUGAACAAAAGACUGGCUUUUUAAGUCUUACAGAAGAGAGGGGAAGGCGGAGUUCACGGAGCCGCCCGCGAUGGUCGCGCUUACUGUGACGUCCAAUGGCAGAGGCCAAAGGGAUUCCCAGGGCAGCCUCGCGGGAGAGAGGCAGAGAUGUCUAAACACGGCACUUGUCACGUCUGAAAUUAUCUUGGUUUGUCUUUUGAUCCUCUAUUAUGUCAGGCCGGGGACUUUAAAUCUCUUAACCCCGGCAUUUCUCACGUAGUAGGCACUCAAGUAUUUGUUCCCUGAAAUAAUACUCCUGACCUGCUCACUUAUGAAAAUAAUAACCAACAGAGAAACGACGGUGACAUCAGCCAAACGUUUGUUAGACAUUUAACUAUGUGCCAGGUCCUUGCUGUAUUCUUUCUCCUGGUGAUUUUCUGGCUAAUAAUCUAAUCUGAAGCCUUAUGCUCUUCAUCAGAAAAAAUGUUUUGUGGCAGGGGCUGGAAGAAAGCUGAGACCACAAGUCACUGAUCAGCCGGCAGACAUGAUGAGCACCAAGGCUUUUACACUGGUCUCUGCUGUGGAGCGGGAGCUGCUGAUGGGCGACAAGGAGCGUGUUAACAUAGAAUGCGUGGAGUGCUGCGGCAAGCACCUGUACGUGGGCACCAAUGACUGUUUCAUCUACCACUUCCUGCUGGAGGAGAAAACUCUGCCCUCUGGGACAGCCUCCUUCACUGCCACUAAGCAGCUGCACAGACACCUGGGUUUCAAGAAGCCAGUGAAUGAGCUGCGGGCGGCGUCAGCCCUCAACAGGCUGCUGGUGCUGUGUGACAACUGCAUAACACUGGUCAACAUGAUGAGCCUGGAGCCCGUGCCCUCGGGGGCCCGCAUCAAGGGGGCCGUGGCUUUCGCCUUGAACGAGAACCCUGUGAGCGGCGACCCGUUUUGUGUGGAAGUCUGCAUCAUCUCUGUCAAACGCAGAACCAUCCAGGUGUUCUUGGUGUAUGAGGACCGAGUUCAGAUCGUCAGGGAGGUGUCGACGCCGGAGCAGCCCCUGGCCGUGGCUGUGGACGGCCACUUCUUGUGCCUGGCCCUGACCACCCAGUACAUCAUACUGAACUACAACACGGGUGUUGCCCAGGACCUGUUUCCUUACUGCAGCGAGGAGAAGCACCCGAUUGUCAAGAGGAUAGGGAGACAGGAGUUCCUGCUGGCGGGCCCCGGAGGGCUGGGCAUGUUUGCCACAGUCGCUGGGAUAUCUCAACGAGCCCCUGUGCACUGGUCGGAGAAUGUGAUCGGGGCAGCCAUUUGCUUUCCCUAUGUCAUAGCACUCGAUGAGGAGUUCAUCACAGUUCACAGCAUGCUAGAUCAGCAGCAGAAGCAGACCCUGCCCUUUAAGGAAGGCCACAUUCUACAGGAUUUUGAAGGAAGAGUGAUUGUCGCCACAAGUAAAGGAGUUUACAUCUUGGUUCCAUUACCUCUGGAAAAACAAAUACAGGAUCUUCUAGCAAGCCGUAGAGUGGAAGAGGCUUUGGUUUUAGCAAAAGGAGCCCGGAGGAACAUUCCAAAAGAAAAAUUUCAGGUAAUGUACAGAAGGAUCCUACAGCAGGCUGGGUUUAUACAGUUUGCACAACUUCAGUUCCUGGAAGCUAAAGAGCUCUUCAGAAGCGGCCAGCUUGACGUCCGGGAGCUGAUCUCUCUCUACCCCUUCCUGUUGCCCACCUCCUCUUCAUUCACACGGUCUCAUCCUCCUCUCCACGAGUAUGCAGACCUGAACCAGCUGACCCAAGGGGACCAGGAGAAGAUGGCCAAGUGUAAGCGUUUCCUCAUGAGCUACUUGAAUGAAGUCCGCAGCACGGAGGUGGCAAAUGGCUACAAAGAAGACAUUGACACAGCCUUGCUCAAGCUGUACGCGGAGGCUGACCACGACAGCCUACUGGACCUGCUGGUCACAGAGAACUUCUGUCUUCUAACAGACAGUGCUGCCUGGCUGGAGAAGCACAAAAAGUAUUUUGCACUUGGGCUGCUCUAUCAUUAUAAUAACCAAGACGCUGCGGCAGUUCAGUUGUGGGUGAACAUUGUGAAUGGGGAUGUUCACGAUCCCACUCGCUCAGACCUGUACGAAUAUGUUGUCGAUUUCCUUACCUACAGCUUAGACCAAGAACUAGUGUGGAAGUAUGCUGAUUGGGUCCUGCAGAAAAGUGAGGAGGUUGGAGUGAAAGUUUUCACCAAGAGACCUUUGGAUGAACAGAAGAAUAGUUUUAAUCCCAACGAUAUUAUCACUUGCCUUAAGAAAUACCCCAAAGCACUUGUUAAAUAUCUGGAAUAUCUAGUUGUUGACCGGAGACUGCAGAAGGAAGAGUACCAUACGCAGCUCGCUGUGCUGUAUCUGGACCAGGUGCUGCAGCAGCGGCCCGCCGGCAACAGCAAGGACACAGAAACCACGGAGACGCAGGUGAAACUGCGCCGCCUACUCCAGAAAUCUGAUUUGUACCGAGUCCGCUUUCUGCUAGAUAGGAUCCAGGGUGCCAACCUGCCCAUGGAGAGUGCCAUCCUGCACGGGAAGUUGGAGGAGCAUGAGGAAGCCCUGCGCAUUCUGGUACAUGAACUGGGGGACUUCUCGGCUGCCAAGGACUACUGCCUGUGGCGCUCUGAGGGCAGAGACCUGUCCUACCGGCAGCGGCUCUUCCACACACUGCUGGCCAUGUACCUCAGUGCUGGCCCCACUGCGCAGGAGCUGACCGUGGCCGCCGUGGACCUCCUGAACCACCAUGCCACUGAAUUUGACACAGCCCAAGUCCUGCAGCAGCUGCCGGGCACCUGGUCAGUGCAACUGCUCUGCCCGUUCCUGACAGGGGCCAUGAGGGACAGUGUCCACACCAGGAGGACCACUCAGGUGGCUCUUGGCCUGGCCAAGUCUGAAAACUUAAUUUACAAAUAUGAUAAGAUGAAGCUGAAAGAAAGUUCGGUUCGGCUCUCAGACAAAAAGAUUUGCCAGAUGUGCCAAAAUCCCUUUUGUGAGCCCGUGUUUGUUAGAUAUCCAAAUGGGGGUCUCGUCCACACCCACUGUGCUGCCAGCAGACACACAAACCCCAGCUCACCCAGCCCCGGCACUAGGACUUGAAGAGGCCCGCCUGAGGGCGCCAGUGGACCCUGAGUUCACCAAGCCUGCUGGGUGCAAAGAGCAAAAAAUCACUACGCUUGUAUCAAUCAAGACAAAGAAAUGGCAUCUGGGUGCUGGGGAGACUUCAGUCAAUGUGAAACAGGGACUCUACUUACUGUGGGUCACGCUAUAUUGAAUGUACUUGCAAAAUGUCCAAAAUAGAGACAUGUGAGAGUUUGCCCAUGCAGGUACCUAGUAAUCCAAAACAGACGUCUACUUGGAAAAAAAAAUGAGCCUUUCCCGUGCAAUCCAAACAAACUGGAUUCCCCCUCCCCUAUCCCUGCGCCCUGAUCUUUAAAUACAUGUUUGCACUGGAAACAUAUGCUUCAGGUGGCACGGAGUGGCCAGCACACAGAGCUGUGUGGUGGGCAGGUUUCACCUGGUGCACCUUUCCUUCCCGUGGGUGUGUUCUCCCUCCAUGAGGCUUGGCCCUGGGGGCCCUUCCGUUUCCUGGGAUUACCAUGUGGGCUCUGCCUUUGCCCUUGGAAAUGCUGACCUUAGGGAAAUAUUUUUAUUUCUUCCUACUUCCCAUUUGGCUCGCGAUCCCUGAAAGAAUCUGUCUUGUUUACCCAAGCACUCCCUUUGGGUAAAUUCGUCUGCUACUGGCACCCAACUAGUGAAGACCUAACAGAAACUGCUAAAGCUGCAGGAGAGACGCAACUGCCCCAUCAACGGACAGGAGCUCCACGGCAGGCCAGGGCCCGGCUGUGUGUCCUUUCCUGUCGCCUCAUCUGCUGAUUUAAAACUACAAUUAACAUGUUUGACUAAAAAUUUUUAUUUGAACUAUAUCAUCUUUGUAAUUUUUCUCUUGAUUGGAAAUUCAUCUGUCAUAUUCAUUGGGGACAUUUUUCUUGGUAAAAUGUAUCUCCUAUCGAAUACACGGGAAAUGAAAAGGGAAACAUUAUGAGCACAAACCAUGCAUAUUUGCAGAAGAGGCAGGUUUUGCCUCAUCCUCUGAGCAGGGCAGGCAGUGGGGACAGCUGCCUUUGCACAGGACAGAGACGCUUCCUUCCUGACAGUGCUUCCGCACGCCCUUCUGGGAAGUUCAGUCAGGCUGCCUUACCUCCCAGCACUUUACACGCCCGCUCUGAGGUUUCCUGAAAAUACAGGACAAAUGCCUCUGUGCAUCCCCAUCUGGGACAUUCAUCUGUAUUUCUAACAUCGCUGAGAAGAUGAAGCUAUUGUUACUUCACUGCCCUCUUUGAAUUUCUUCAUAGUGAUUAUUGAUUCUGUUAGGAACUAACAAGAAACACUGUACCCUCUGCCAUAACACUUGCCAAAUAAGCAUCCGCUUACGCAUGUGACAAGAGGGAACGCUGGACACACACCCUCUGUCCAUCAGUCUCCGUCGUACUGAUGGGGAGAGGGCGUGGAAGCUCAUUUUCUGUUCUUUAAACUGUUUUCCUGUACUAAUAAUGGUCAGUAUGCUUUUUCCUUUUGUGAUUCUAAGUGGGCCAGAAAAGCAAAGAUAUCCACACGUUCUUUCCUAACUAUGUCUCAAUCUAAAGAAUAAAUGGUGAAGAAAUUCUCCUUGUAAUCCACUGUCUGCUCUGUAAAUUGGUCUGAAUUCAAAGCCUGGUCAUGAGUUGUACCCUGUGGGUGACUAUAAGGGGAUGAUUAUUUACAGAGCCAUUACAGCUUCUGAGUUUGGGAUUUGCUCCUCAAAGGACAAGGUACCAGUACUUGUACUACUGCAUUUUUAAAAGCACUGUUUCUUUGUAUGCAAAAUGCGCAAAAUCUUGAAAAAGACUUGUGAUUGCUCGCUCCUAACUUGGGACACUUCUCUUUUUCCCCUCUGAAUAUAGACCAAUAUUUUGAAAUGUUAGUUAUCCUUUAAAAUGGGAAUUAAAGUUGAACAGUUUUCCAUCUCUGCCAAAUCCUCUAACAAGGCAGAAUUCUUUGACAUUGGGUGGAAUUGUCUACGUUCAAAACCAUAUCUUUCUCUAGCUCCUACAAGAUCCUUUCUCAAAUCAUAUUUUUAAAGAAAUAUGUCUCUUUGUAAAGACCUCCUGUUUGCAACUCUGAUGUGGAAAAGAGCAAUUGAAUUGUCAGUUGGCCCAUUUUUCCCUCAUUAGGUUCAGUAUAAACAUUCUAGUUAAAACAGCAUGAAAUGAACCCAGUUGACAUUAAUAUUCACUGGGCAAUACUGUUUAUCUGCUGUUGCCUGUCAAUUAUUAAUAUAAGAAUGUCAUGUAGGCUGUGGAACAUUGGACCUGAGCUCAGGACAGAAAGCUCAUGCCAAUGAACUUGGUAAAUGUGCAGGGAAGCUGGGGUGACUGGGGGUUGGGGGGUCACCCUUUCAAGUUGAUGCCUGUCACACAGUUAGGGUAGUCCUUGCUUUUUGCCUGCUCCUCUAUGGAAACCUUGUUCUUGCAACUUUAUCCUUUGCCUCUGGUUGUGUCCCAGAUACCCACGAUGUACAAAUGUAAACUUGUUGAUUUUAUUAAAAUUCUCUUACAUUGUUUUUUCUGUAAUUUUUAAAAAAUAAAAAUUGUCUUGGUGAAGCGAGGGUUGCCACUCACACAGAAUCCAGUCCAUAGAGUUCCAGAACUCAGUUGUUCACACCUCAUAGCACCUCCAGCACCUACAAAGGACUGGCAUCAGCCACCCCUCAUAUUCUUUGUUAUAACCUUCUG